AUGUUAAGAAGACAAGCUCGUGAAAGAAGAGAGUAUUUAUACCGGAAAGCGCAAGAAUUACAAGAUUCUCAACUGCAACAAAAACGUCAAAUAGUUAAACAAGCGUUAGCCCAGGGGAAGCCGUUACCCAAAGAACUGGCUGAAGAUGAAGCCCUACAAAAGGAUUUUAGAUAUGACCAAAGUUUAAAGGAAGGUGAAGAGGUAGAUGACGUACAAAUUGAUGACGAAUAUGCUGCGACGAGUGGUAUAACAGAUCCAAGAAUUAUUGUUACAACAUCCCGUGAUCCAAGUACCCGUCUGUCACAAUUUGCCAAAGAAAUCAAACUCUUGUUUCCAAAUGCCGUUAGACUAAACAGAGGUAACUAUGUGAUGCCAAACCUUGUGGACGCUUGUAAGAAGUCCGGUACCACGGAUUUGGUAGUAUUGCAUGAGCAUAGAGGUGUCCCAACAUCUUUGACUAUAUCGCAUUUCCCACACGGACCCACUGCACAAUUUAGUUUACACAAUGUUGUUAUGAGACAUGAUAUAAUAAACGGUGGCAACCAAAGUGAAGUUAACCCACAUCUGAUAUUUGAUAACUUUACCACCGAUUUAGGAAAAAGAGUUGUCUGCAUUUUGAAGCAUAUGUUCAAUGCAGGACCUAAGAAGGACUCCGAAAGAGUUAUCACUUUUGCUAAUAAGGGUGACUUCAUUAGUGUCAGACAGCACGUAUAUGUGAGAACUAGAGAUGGUGUAGAGAUAGCAGAAGUUGGGCCAAGAUUUGAAAUGAGAUUAUUUGAACUGAGGUUAGGAACUUUGGAGAACAAGGAUGCGGAUGUUGAGUGGCAAUUGAGAAGAUUUAUAAGGACUGCCAAUAAAAAAGACUACUUGUAG
Messenger RNA from Saccharomyces eubayanus, 873 nucleotides. It is a transcript of the gene IMP4, whose product is annotated as snoRNA-binding rRNA-processing protein IMP4. The transcript has a single exon. Lineage: Eukaryota; Fungi; Ascomycota; Saccharomycetes; Saccharomycetales; Saccharomycetaceae. The record is from RefSeq and is a predicted model, not a curated record. Gene Ontology annotation, biological process: rRNA processing. Gene Ontology annotation, cellular component: small-subunit processome; Mpp10 complex; nucleolus. Gene Ontology annotation, molecular function: snoRNA binding; rRNA primary transcript binding. Bases 1 to 873 code for a protein of 290 amino acids.